Octopus sinensis (East Asian common octopus) is the source of this 1098-nucleotide messenger RNA. Its product is annotated as general transcription factor II-I repeat domain-containing protein 2-like. The record is from RefSeq and is a predicted model, not a curated record. The transcript has a single exon. NCBI's taxonomy places the organism in Eukaryota, Metazoa, Mollusca, Cephalopoda, Octopoda, Octopodidae. The coding region runs from base 1 to 1098 and encodes 365 amino acids.
AUGCCAUCAAAGAAAUAUCGAACAUUAUCUCAAGAAAAUAGAGAAUUUCAAAUUGAAUGGGAAGAAAAGUUUUUUUUCGUUGAACUGAAUGGUAAAGCUGUUUGUUUGAUAUGCAACUGUGUCAUUAAUUCAUUGAAAAAUUAUACUAUUGAACGUCAUUAUAAGAAGCACUCCGAAAUAUACAAUUUAUAUCUCGGAGAGUCAAGGAAAAAAAAACUCAAUAUAUUAAAGACGUCAUUUAAAAAUCAGUCCUCAAUAUUUAAACCAGUGGAAAAUAAGCAUCAGUUAUUAACGUCUUAUAAAAUUAGCCACCUUCUUGCUGUAAAUAUGAAACCUUAUUCUGACGGAGAAAUUAUUAAAACUGCUAUUUCCAUUUUUUGUGAUGAAUGUUGUCCGUCAAAUAUACAAAAUAUUGCAAAACGAUUACCAUUAAGUAAUGAUACUAUUACAAGAAGAAUAGAAUGUAUUUUUGAGGACCUUGCCCGUCAGCUAAUCAAGUUCUUUACUAUUAAAAAUAAUUUUUAUAGAACAUCGAAAGAUUUUUUAUAUCAUUCUUUUGCUGUCGACACGAGUAAAGAUAUCUCUGAUACCGAACAAAUGGUCGUAUGCAUUAGAGGUGUCACUUCGGAUUUUAAAAUUUCUGAAGAAUUUUUUUCUCUUCGUUCAUUAAAAGGCACUACAAAAGGAAUGGAUGUACUUAACGAAUUCCUUGAAAGUAUUAAAGAAUUUGACAUUGAUCCUUCCAAAAUAAUUUCCAUAUGUACUGAUGGGGGGGCGAAUAUGAUUGGUCGUAAUAAAGGGUUUCAUGGACUUUAUUCAGAAUGGAGACUUGAAAAAAAUCUUGAUCCUAUAUUUUGGCAACAUUGUAUCAUUCAUCAGGAGAAUAUAAUCGCAAAGUCACUUAAAAUGCAAAAUGUAAUAAGUACGGUGUUGUCCAUUGUGAAUUGGAUACGCGGUAAAUCUCUCAAUCACAGGAGAUUUAAAAAAAUGUUAGUGGAAAUUGACACAGUGCAUAAUGAUGUGCUUUACCAUACCACUGUUCGAUGGUUGAGUCGUGCCGCGUGCCUCAAAAGGUAUAUUUGCUUGAAUAGAAGUUAG